This is a messenger RNA of Trichechus manatus latirostris (Florida manatee), 3819 nucleotides long. RefSeq names its product interleukin 13 receptor subunit alpha 1 (gene IL13RA1). The transcript has 12 exons. Gene Ontology annotation, biological process: cytokine-mediated signaling pathway. Gene Ontology annotation, molecular function: protein binding; cytokine receptor activity. Lineage: Eukaryota; Metazoa; Chordata; Mammalia; Sirenia; Trichechidae. The record is from RefSeq and is a predicted model, not a curated record. Gene Ontology annotation, cellular component: membrane; external side of plasma membrane. The coding region runs from base 181 to 1419 and encodes 412 amino acids.
CCCCCGGGCCGCCAGCGCGCGCCAGCCAGGUUACCUGCGGCCAGUGGGCGGGGCGGCUUCCCUUCUGCGCCGGCCCCCAGCCUCCCGGGCGGUGGCGCCGGGAAGUGGGAGCGGGAGCCAAGGAGGCGGGGACUGCCGGCGGAGGCUCCAGCCCGGCCCGGGCUCUGAGGCGAAGGGCGCAUGGAGUGGCCAGCGUGGCUCUGCGGCCUGUGGGCGCUGCUGCUAUGCGCCGGCGGCGGCGGCGGCGGGGGCGCGGCGCCCACUGCAACUCAGCCACCUGUGACCAAUUUGAGUGUUUCUGUUGAAAACCUCUGCACAAUAAUAUGGACAUGGAAUCCUCCUGAGGGAGCGAGCCCGAAUUGUAGUCUGUGGUAUUUUAGUCAUUUUGGCAACAAACAGGAUAAGAAAAUUGCCCCAGAAACUCAUCGUUCGAAAGAAGUGCCCCUGAAUGAGAGGAUUUGUCUGCAAGUGGGGUCCCAGUGCAGCACCAAUGAAAGUGAGAAACCUAGCAUUUUGGUGGAAAAGUGCAUCUCACCCCCUGAAGGUGAUCCUGAGUCUGCUGUGACUGAGCUGCAGUGCAUUUGGCACAACCUGAGCUACAUGAAAUGUUCUUGGCUCCCUGGUAAUAAAACAGGUCCCGACACUAACUACACGCUCUACUAUUGGCACAGCAGCCUGGAAAAAAUUCUUCGGUGUGAAAACAUCUAUAACGAAGGUCAACGUAUUGGUUGUUCCUUUAAUCUGAAGGAUCCCAGUUUAGAACAAGGUAGCAUCCAAAUAAUGGUCAAGGAUAAUGCAGGAAAAAUUAGACCAUCCUUCAAUGUAGUGCCUUUAAAUUCCCAUGUGAAACCUGAUCCUCCAGAUAUUAAAAAUCUCUCCUUCAAAAACGAUGGCUUGUAUGUGGAGUGGAAGAAUCCGGAGAAUUUUCAGAGCACAUGCUUACUUUACGAAGUAGAAGUCAAUAACAGCCACAUUGUUUCAGAAAUUUUUCCCGUUGAAGAGAUCAAAUGUCAGAGUUCAGAGGGUAGAAUCUGUUUGUUGUUCCCCAGUGUUCUUCCUGAUACUUUGAACACAGUCAGAAUAAGAGUCAAAACAAAUAAAUACUGCUAUGAAGAUAACAACCUCUGGAGUAAUUGGAGUCAAGCCAUGAGUAUAGGUGAGAAGACCAGCUCUACAUUCUACAUCACCAUAUUACUCAUCAUUCCAGUCAUUGUUGCAGGAGCAAUCAUAGUCCUUCUGCUUUACCUAAAAAGGCUGAAGAUCAUUAUAUUCCCUCCAAUUCCUGACCCUGGCAAGAUUUUUAAAGAAAUGUUUGGAGACCAGAAUGAUGAUACCCUGCACUGGAAGAAGUAUGACAUCUAUGAAAAGCAAACUAAAGAAGAAACUGACUCUGUAGUGCUGAUAGAAAACCUGAAGUGAAGCUCUCAGUAAUGGGGAUAAUUUAUUUUUACCUUCAAUGUGAUCUUGUGAAGAUUUGUUAUCUGGGAACUUGCUAUAUGGAAACUGAAACUACUAGACCAUUUAAAAACAGGCAGCUCGUAAGAGCCACAGGUCUUCAUAUUGAAUCGUGCACCAGAAAAACUAAGAAAUAGUGGGCCCUUUGGAGAAGAGAGUGGAGUCAUCCUCAUUGAAUUAUAAAAGUAGACAUCCUUUGCAAAGGCUUCAAACCAGGGGAUAAAGCAAAAAGUGAUGAUGACAGUAGGGUUAUUAUCAAGAGUUGUAACAAAUUUCUAAGGAAUCUAUACCUGCUUUGUAUUCUUUGUGGUCAAACAGCACCAACAGGUUUUAUUUGUUUGGGGAACUCAUUUUAGGUGGCAAAUGCUAAUGCCAAUCUUGUAAACAAAAUUGAUAAAAUCUGUUAUUUGAGAUCCGAUUGAGUAACGUUUGUGGCCAUUAGACUUCUUAACAGUCCAGAAUUAUCAUCCCCUUAAGCAGUAUUUUCCCCUGCUUCCACAGCCCCAGAAAUUAGUGUUGGUCAUGAUGAUGACAGGUACAGAAAAAGCAGAGGCAGCCUCUUCGACAAGACCUUUCAAAGCCAUUGCAGACCUUUGACAGCAUUGGAGGCAGAAUGACCCGUUGGGUAUUAGGCAUUGAACCAUGCAGUCUCUAAUGAUAUAUUAUUUUUCUUUACCUCAGCUACUCAAGUAUUUACUGUGUCCCUGGCUUGUGCUAGACCCCCAGAUUUGAGGCACAAACCCCCUUAAAAUCUAGUUGGGAAUCCUCAGUGCAUACCCCCUUCUUUACCUCCACCAGUCGUUUUUAAGACCUUCCAGCUCCACGAUUUGAUUUCCCCUUUUGCAUUCUCCCUCAUUCCCCUUCAUUCUAGCCUACCCUUCACCUUUCAUUGGAAAUUUAGAUAUAAAUCUGCUCAGAACACCUAGAGGGGCGGAGUAACUUGCAUCUUAGGUAAAGUUUGAGUAGACUGAGAAACAAUGACUAACUCAUGCAUAUUUUGUAACUUCUGUGUGAGUCCACAUUUGUUUGAGAGUUUUCAGCAUUUACUGUUUCUUUACAUGGUUUCUGAACAGGAAUGAGGUAUUAUCUUCACUUAGAACUUUGCUAUUUGCUCCAGAAAAAAAGAAUAGUAUCUUUUUCUCUUCCAAGAUGGGCCCUGGGAUUGAUUCCUCUUUUCCCUUACUGCCACAAGUGGUUAUUAUUAGUAGGUUUCCUGUCUUGUGUUGAUAGCCAGCCAUCCUAGGUGCCAGAGUUUGUACUCAUUUUUUGUAUAUGUUAGGGUUCCAUGCUCACCCAUCCCCACAACGUUGCCAUAUAUAUUUCCUCUCCUCCUCCUAAUUCCUCCAAAUUUAAAGAAGUAUGGAAAGUGAGAGGUUCCCCCACCUACCCAGUGUUUCUGUUCUCACACACACAGACUCAGUUUACUGAUAAGAACUUGAGCACUUUAUAUCACAAGUUCUUGCAAUGUUUACCCAUUUGUAUUAAUAAGAUGAUGCUACUUGCAACUCCUACCCUUUGGGGAGGGGAGAUCAGCGAUCCCUGAACCUCACAGGUUUAGGUACAAGUGGCCACAUGCUUCCACCGCAGUGGAGGAGCACUGUGCCCUGACUUUUCUGAGGAAAUUGGGGUUCGUGGCAAUGGUAGAUGUUAUUUCCUCCCUGUGCCUUUAUUUUUGAGGUCAGAUUGAGGCUGGGAGACAGGCACAGUGGAUGUUCCACUUUGUUCUUUUGUUGUUUAGAAGGAGUAGUUGGUUUUCCUCUGUAGGGAUGAGAUUCUUUCCUAGCCAGAUUUUUUAUUCUGGGAGACAAAACACCUGAAUGCCUCACCCAAAGCCGUUUUUACUGUUAUUCUGUGUAGUUGGCAGUAGAGGGGUAGGGAUGCUUUGAAAUUCUGAUUACCCAGGGAACUACAGAUGCUGACUGUCAUAAAGCUGGGAGUGGGGACAAUGUAUUUUGGUUCCAUCUCUUAUAGCAGUGAAAUAGCUGAGGGAAGAGGGGAGGGUGAAUUAUGGGAGUCCCAAUGGCUAUUUUACAGUUGCUGAAAAGUGACCCCCAAGUCUUGGGAGUUCUUGGAGACAUCAUCACAUCAGUGGGAUUCUCAUCACCGCUGGGAAACUACUAGGUUCGUUUACUAUUUUAUGUCAAACCUGUAUGGAUUUUUUUUUCCACAUACCUAAGUAAACCCACUGUACAGAUUGUCAUUCAUAUUCUUUCAUUCAGAUAAGUUUUUCUUCAUCUGGGCACUGAAGGGAUACAUGAAACAAUGUUAACCUUUUUGGUAAUGUCUUCAACUAGGGAUCAUUUUGUUUAACUUCUUAUAUGAAAGUUCGAGUAAAAUAAAUAUGGAAUGUCUUUUUGUAUGUCA